Molecule: messenger RNA, 690 nt
Organism: Aspergillus clavatus NRRL 1
Lineage: Eukaryota; Fungi; Ascomycota; Eurotiomycetes; Eurotiales; Aspergillaceae
Exons: 3
Coding region: 1-690 (229 amino acids)
Source: RefSeq, a predicted model, not a curated record
AUGCCGAGAAAAGCACGUCGCCAACCCAAGAAGAAAGGGCCUCUCCCACCAGCAAUCGAAGACAAGAAACUCGAAGAUCCCGAGAUGAAGCGAGCAGCAGCAGAAAUCGAAGAUACCCCCAGGCCUCAAGCUAAACAUGGCCCCCAAGAAACUAAACCUGACCUCAAGCGGCACAGCGACAACCGGGAGGAGAUCGCAAAGGUCAUGAAGGCCCAAUCCCAGGCAGUCAAACGCGCUGCUCUUGGACCCCCUUUUCAAUGUCCCAAGGAAGUGACCAAGGGUUGUCCCAUACUCAGCGAACCUACCAAAGACCAAGGGCCCCGCAAGCAGCCAGCCUAUGAUCACGUCUCCAAGCUACCACCUCUUUCGCUUGACUCCAUUGCCGCAAUGCUCAAAAUUAGCAAGCCAGAAUGCGACAAGGCGAAAACUUGGGUAGACGCCCAUGAAGCCACCAAGGUGGUUCAGGCGAGAAUGAAGGCCAAGAUGGAGGAGCGCGAGGAACUGCGCAAGAAGCUGCAGCGCAGGCUGCAUGCUCGUAUGGCGCUGAACAUCCCUAGUGGUCCUUCCACCAACCUCCAGGCCGCUAGGGGCAGGGAUGAGGAGGAAUACAGCAAGUUGAGCCCAAUGGAGAGGGUCCAGAAGGCUCAUGAGAGAUACCAGAAGGCCCUAACGGAGAUUUUGGAUCUGUAG